GAUAUAUCUUCUCGCGUCUCUUUGCUUUUAUUUUUAUUUUUCUGUAAAAGCAUAAAAGAACAAUAUUAUACGCGACACAAUGAGUAAAAAAUUAGCGAGAUCUAAAAAGGGAGACGGCAACGUGCCUAACUUUGUAUUAAGACUAGAUGGCAGUGCAGGAACUCCAGCUAGCUUUGCAAGUUUUACUGGUAGCGCGCCAGCAAGUCCAACAAUCGGUUCACCUACAAACAGCUUCACUUUUGGUGGUUCUGUUAGUGGAAGUGUCCCCGGAAGCCCCGCAUCAACAUCAUCAUUUAACUUUGGAGCAACUUCAGUUUCCUUUGGCGACCCAUCUGGCGCAUCUAUUUCAUCCCCAGCUCACAGCAAAUCCUUCAAUAACUCUCAUGGAUCACCUAUAGCAAGUCCUCUUCGACGCGCCCAGUCUGAAUCCGAGUUCUCAAUCACGCCUAGUGAAGGUACGAAUACAGGCUUCAACUUUGGUAACCUCAAACAACCCAGCACAUUAACCACCCAAACAUCUGCCGGUUCUUUAAGCAGUACCUCUUCUUUCAGUGUUGCUGGUGUCACAACACCUGCUCAACCUACUAAUAUCGGAGGCUUUCAGUUCACAACACCUGCUUCAACAACAAGUACUACUAGCACUACUACUACUGCUGCUGCUGCUGCUGCUGCUCCAUCAGCAUUCACAUUCAACACACCUGCCACUACAACACCCUCUUCCUUCUCUUUUGGUCAACCAUCUGGUUCUGGUGCUCCAUUUAACAACACGACAACAACUACUAGUACUACUGCCACACCUGCUCCUUCUUUCACAUUUGGCACUAAGACACCUGCAACCACCAGUACUACACAUAAAACACCCAGUCCUGCUUUUACAUUUGGCAGUGCAACCACACCUUCAACCACGACGCCUACCAGCACAACACCUACCAGCACAACACCUACCAGCAUAACACCUAGUUUUGGUUUUAGUAAGCCAUCUAAUCCAACUACGACGAGCACAGAAAUAAAGCCUACUGAUUCCAAACCAACUCCAUCUUUCACAUUUGGAGCACCUGCUAGCUCUACGCCAACCAGUACUGCUACACCCACAUUAGGAUCUGGAUUCUCUAUUGGAACCACCAAACCUGCUGAAGCACCCAAAACACCUGCAUUUACUUUUGGAACGGAUAAAGAUAAGUCUACUAGUACUACACCUACCUUGACUUUAGGAUCAACUCAACCUGUUGCUUCAACAUCUUCUACUUCAGCACCUUCCACACCUUCAUUUAGCUUUGGAUCAACUACUACUACUACUACUACUACUACGACAACAACAACAACAGCAGCAACAACGACUGCUACUGCUGCUACAACAUCUACAGUCAGAAUACCCAAAUUCGUAUUUGGUACCUCUACAGGUGAUAAAGCAAAAGACGAUAAAACGACAGCAGGAUCUACAAUAACAAGUAGUCCCUUUACGUUUGUUACAUAUUCCUCAACAUCUGCGCCUGCUAGUACUUCUUCUGCUGCUACUCCUGCUCCACCUAAAGUCAAUGUGUUUUCUUUUGAAAAGAUCCUUCAAGAUCUAGCCAAGACUGCAGCUCAACCACCUAACCAAGUCUAUGCGCUCGUUACACCUGCUCUUUCAGGACUACAACAAAACCAAGUUGUUCAUCAUACCAAUUUCAGAAUUGACAAUAUUUCCUUAUCCACACGCUUCCAUGAACUUCCUGAACAAGCACAAAAAGAAUUAGAUGCUAUGCAAGAAUAUAUUCGACGUGAAAGCCAACGCUGUGAAUAUAUUGCUAAUCAAAAGUUUCCUCAACAUUUGAAUGCCAUGUCAAAAACAAAGAAAGAUACAGAAUUAUUAUCACAGCAAAUUGAUGCUCUCUUAAAUACGCUAAAGAGUGAAAUGGAAGCUGUUGAGACAUUUUAUGAUAAUGUCAAAGAUCAAUUGAGACAUGCAAAUGAUGGUUGUGCUGUAUUAGAAGCUUGUAAACAUCCAGGACAUACUGCAAGAUGGUUGUUUGGCUAUUCAGAAGAUGACGAGUAAGUCAGAGAGAGAUGAUACAACUUGAAAGUUACUUACGAUGCUCUAUAUAGCUAUUUUUCACAGCUUACAAAGAAAUUGAGUGGUAAAUUAGAAGAGUAUAAGAGAUGCAUUUGGGAAAUUGAAA
Molecule: messenger RNA, 2159 nt
Organism: Gilbertella persicaria
Lineage: Eukaryota; Fungi; Mucoromycota; Mucoromycetes; Mucorales; Choanephoraceae
Exons: 3
Coding region: 80-2035 (651 amino acids)
Source: RefSeq, a predicted model, not a curated record